Molecule: messenger RNA, 2394 nt
Organism: Hansenula ciferrii
Lineage: Eukaryota; Fungi; Ascomycota; Saccharomycetes; Phaffomycetales; Wickerhamomycetaceae
Exons: 2
Coding region: 1-2394 (797 amino acids)
Source: RefSeq, a predicted model, not a curated record
AUGUUUUGUACUCAACUCAUUUAUUUUGCAAAUUACCAUUUAAAGAUUCAAUUAUUGACAUUUGAAUCACUGAACAUUGAAGUACAACUUGAUAGCACCAUGACCAAUGCACUGGAAGGGUUCCCUUAUGAUCUCUUGCAAAAUGGUACUUUGCUUCAAGACACUAUUCAGAGUAUCAAACACUGCUUCGUGGAUACCAACCUUUACAAUUUCCAACUUCAAGAAUUGUUCAGAAUAAGACAAAAGGACAAGAUUGAUCCAACAAAAGAUUACUACAUUGAUACUCACAAUACCGAGGAGCUUUUGAAAGAAAUGGUGGAUGUUUUCUGCUCAACAAGAACCAAAACGGAUCUGGAGUUGGGAAAUUUGGGUGAUGAACUGAAAUUGAUUGGUGAUGGUCAAAUUCCAGAAUAUUUUUAUGGAAUGUGGUUUAUUAUAAUCGAUAUUGAUAUAUUAAUAAAACAUCUACCUUUAGAACCGGAAACUGUGAGGAAACCAAAAGGAAGUAUCUCGAGAUUCUCAAGAGAUUUCAAAUUGGUAGAGUUUCAUCGAGUUGAGGAACUAACCAAAAUAGAUUUCAAAGCAAAUAUAUUACAGUUUGAUCAUUUUGUUAAAACAAUAUUGAAGAAAAAGUUCAAUUAUGAUACUUUAGUGGACUUUGUCAAAAGUGUAUUAAAUCAAUAUAUACACCAGUUGGAGAAUAAUAUCAUAACUAGGUCCACCACAAACCCACCAACUGAACAAUAUCUAGAAUUUUACUUUAAAAAUAGUUUCACUGAACCAAUUUUCUUCUUCUUUCGAAAAUUAUUAUUAAACUGGGAUGCUUCUUUUUCAAUUGAUAGUACAAGUUCUAAAAGCCUGGAAGGAGUUUUUCCAAAAGAUCUUUAUGAGAGUUUAUCAAAUGACUUUAAAACCUACCCAGAAUUCUUAAGAAACAAUGAAAUUUUCACUGACACGUCAGUAGACGUUUCUGUCAAUUUUAAAUUAGGUGGUAUUACUUAUAAGUGUGGAGGAAUACAGAUCAAAGACAAUCUCCUCUCUGCUAAUAUGACACCUGAUGAUAAAUUCGUAAGGUUGAAUGAACUUUUUACUCAAACCUUGCAAUACCUCAUUAGUAAUGAGUUUACUUCAUAUAUGAUGAGUGAUGCUACAAGUACACUGUUUUUCCAAUUACCAAAUAAAAAUGGUCAUUGGUCAAGUAAUGAGAAUGGGAAAUCUGUGGAAUUGGUAAAAGCUCCAUUAAAAUACAUUAAAUUUAAUAGUACAGAACAUAGACCUCAGGGAUCAAUAUCUUUACAGGGUUUGAUUUGCUUGCAUAUUUUUGAACAUUUGAAGAACUUGGUACCAACUAUUACAUAUCAAGGACUUGAUUAUGAUGGAUCAAUUUAUAAAAAAAUACAUGAAUUUGAUGAUCUAAAUUAUGGUACUUUUAUGGUUGAAUUAAUGGAAAAUGGGGUUAAAAUAAGAUCCAGAUAUUCAAACAAACCAAGACUACAUUCGAGCUCUGAUAUCAAUCAGAUCACAGGUCCACCUAGCAAAAGAACAAGAUCAGGUAAGCUUUAUUCUACAGAUCAAUAUGAAACAAAAGAUGAUGAUUUUGAAUACAACAUCAAGGAGUCUGAUAACACUUUUUAUAUUGAAGAUGUAUUCAAAUUACAAGUUGAUCUCAUAGUUAAACAAUAUAAAGUUUUAUCUCAAUUCUCAAAUGGGGUCUGUCUGAAAAUAAUUUUAUCAUCAAAGGAUUGUUUUGAAACAUUUGAACCAAGAAAACAGUUUAAUAUGACAGGUAUUAAGUUUAAUACCAACGUAUUUUGUAAAAUUUAUGAUCUUUAUCAAUCAAAAAGAUUAUAUGAUCUUGUUACAGGCUAUGGUUAUGAUAUACUUGCAAGUUGUGAAUGUAUGGGUGAAUACGAUGAGUCAGAAUUAAAUAUUUUGGCAUCUUUGGAAGAUAUGAAUAUUUAUCCAUUUUUUUUAAAUACAAUUAAGCAAAGUUUUGUUAGAGAAUUUAUAGCGUUCAAAAGAAUUGAGGAAUGGAAUUUAAACCAUGAUGAAGAAGAUCAAAUCAAAACUGCAAAAGUAUUACAAUAUGGAUGGUUUGAUGAUCUAACUCUUGAAGGUAAAUAUUCAUUAUAUGGUCCUUUUUUAUUGUUUGAGAAACUUGAAUUUAUGAAUGAUAACAAGAUUAAUAAUAGCAAAAGGUCAAAGAAUUACGAUAAACAAAUUGAGUUAUUAGAGCUAGCUGGUAUCAAGCAUAAUGAUUUAGAAAAGCAUGACUUAAAUUAUUGUUUUAAUAAUAAAGAUGAAUGUUUUAUUGUGGAUUUUGGUAGUUCUUCAGUUGAUAAUGAUGAAAUUUUGAAUAAAUUUGAUCUAGAUGAAUUUCAUCCUGAUGAUUGA